Molecule: messenger RNA, 1755 nt
Organism: Penicillium cataractarum
Lineage: Eukaryota; Fungi; Ascomycota; Eurotiomycetes; Eurotiales; Aspergillaceae
Product: General amino acid permease AGP2
Exons: 5
Coding region: 1-1755 (584 amino acids)
Biological process (GO): amino acid transmembrane transport
Cellular component (GO): membrane
Molecular function (GO): amino acid transmembrane transporter activity
Source: RefSeq, a predicted model, not a curated record
AUGGCUUUUGCGAACCAUAAAGACAAGGGGACGGCCACCGAUGUUUCAGACACUCUAGGUCUGAAGACCGAGGGCCCCCAUGAUGUCCAGGAGGGUGUGAUGGCUGAUAAUGCCGACAACCUCCAGCGUCAUCUUGGGAACCGUCAGAUCCAACUCAUUGCCAUUGGUGGUUCCAUUGGAACGGCUCUGUUUGUUAGUAUUGGAACAGGUCUAUACCACGGCGGCGCUGGAAGCUUGUUCCUGGCUUACAGCAUCCAAAGUAUUUUCCUGGCCAUGAUCAAUAACUGCCUUGCCGAGAUGAGUACCGCUUACCCCGUGAGUGGAGGGUUUAUUCGUUUGGCUGGCAAAUGGGUCGACGAUGCGCUCGGCUUCAUGGUCGGCUGGAACUUCUUCUUCUAUGAGGCGCUCUUGAUUCCAUUCGAGAUUUCUGCGUUUACACUGGUUCUUUCUUUCUGGAGUGAGAAGGUCACUGAACCUGGCCCCGUUGCGGGCAUCUGUGCUGGUAUUAUUUUGUGCUACGGCUUCCUGAACAUGUUGGCAGUCCGAGCCUACGGUGAAGCCGAGUUUUGGCUCUCUGGUGGCAAGGUCGUCCUGAUCUUCUCGCUAUUUUUCUUUACCUUCAUCACCAUGGUCGGUGGAAAUCCGCAACAUGAUGCUUAUGGGUUCAGAAACUGGAACACCCCAGGCGCGUUUAUGGAAUACCUCGACACUGGGGCUCUUGGCCGUUUUGAAGGUUUCUUGGGAGCUCUGUGGUCCGCUUGCUUUACCGUCGUCGGACCCGAGUAUAUUUCCAUGGUCGCUGCCGAAGCCAAACGCCCUCGCAUUUACAUCAAGAAUGCUUUCAAGACGGUUUAUCUCCGAUUCGGAAUCUUCUUCGUUGGUGGCGCUCUGGCCGUGGGCAUUGUUUGCUCUCCCAGGGACCCGGCAUUGACCAAGGUGGUAAUGGGAGAGACCAGUGGAUCUUCUGCAGCCGCCUCGCCAUAUGUAAUUGGCAUGCAGAAUUUGGGAAUUGCAGUCUUCCCUUCCAUUGUCAACGCCCUCCUCCUGACUUCAAUCUUCUCGGCCGGUAACACCUACACUUACUGUGCCAUUCGUACCCUCUACGGCCUUGCACUGGAAGGAAGAGCCCCACGAAUUCUCACCUACACCACUCGCCAGGGUGUACCUAUCUACUGCUUUGCAAUUGUCAUGAUCUUCCCGAUUCUGUCCUUCUUGCAAGUUUCAAACAGCUCUUCCAUCGUCAUUACUUGGUUUGCCAAUCUUGUCACAGCUGGAGGUUUGAUCAAUUAUAUCGUGAUCUCUCUGACAUAUAUCUUCUUCCAUCGCGCAUGCAAAGCACAGGGCGUCGAUCGCAGUUCUUUCUCCUACUUUGCCCGCCUUCAACCCUUCUGCGCAUAUGCCGCAUUUAUCUGGAUGAUUUUGGUGACCAUUCUCUAUGGAUAUCCCGCGUAUAAGCCAUGGAAUGUCUCCACGUUCUGGUCAGACUACACCAUGCAGAUCGUGAUCCCUCCCCUUUUCCUCAUCUGGAAGCUCAUCAAGAAGACCAAGUUUGUCAAGCCUCACGAGGCUGAUCUGGUUUGGGAGCGGCCACUUAUUGAUGCAUACGAGGCCAGCUUCAUGGAUCCCCCUGUCGGCUUCUGGAGGGAAGUUGGCCAAAUGGUCGGUUUCCGGCGGGUCAAAGGUGGCAAUGAUAAGCGUCGUGCUUCGAUUGCCCAACCUACUUCCAAUGGCGUUGAGGAAGGUGCCUUGUCGUGA